Messenger RNA from Gloeophyllum trabeum ATCC 11539, 498 nucleotides. It is a transcript of the gene HTP4, whose product is annotated as Cloroperoxidase. The annotation marks the transcript as partial. The record is from RefSeq and is a predicted model, not a curated record. Gene Ontology annotation, molecular function: peroxidase activity. Lineage: Eukaryota; Fungi; Basidiomycota; Agaricomycetes; Gloeophyllales; Gloeophyllaceae. The transcript has 2 exons.
AGCCGCUCACCAUGCCCUGCCUUGAACGCCCUAGCAAACCACGGCUACCUACCGCGCAGCGGCACAAAGAUCCAUUUCCGCCAGCUCGCCCGUGCGCUGCACGACGUCUAUCACCUCUCGUACCCGCUCUCCGCCUUCCUCGCGAGCGCGGCCUUCGUCGCGCUCGGCCAAUUCUCCGACCUGUCAUUGGGCGACCUGUGCCGGCAUAACCACAUCGAGCACGACGCGUCCCUCGCGCACCGCGACGCAGCGCCUGAGCAGGAGUACGCGCCGUGCAAGUGCAGCCGCGGGAUGCUGGAGCGGCUGUUGUCCUUCUCGUCCGACGGGAAACACCUGACAGUGGGCGACGCGGCGCGGGCGCGCGCGGCCAGGGAACGCCAGUACGCGCGCCCGCUGGACGGCGUGCACGCGGAAAUCGCGAGGGGGGAGGUGGCGCUCGUGCUCGGAAUCUUUGGGGGCCCGGAGCAGGAGGUGCCGCUGGACGUGCUAAGGACGUGG